CCCUGCGAGAAGAGCAGGGCUGGGCUGUGGGGACCGGGGACAGGGACUGGGAGGUGGAGCCCCGACAGACUGAGGGAUGGGACGGGGAACGGAGAGGGGACAGCGGGGCAGGGGCCGUGUGCUCUAGGGCGCAGCUAGAGAUGGGGUUCAGCGGCCCGGGAAAGGGAGGGAGCAGAAAGGGGCGGAGCCUCUGCUGUGGCGGAGGCGGGGUCCUCUGUCGGGGGUGGCUGUGGCGAGGGGCGGGGCCCCAGGGACCUUGGGGGCAGGUUUGGCGUGGGGAUGCGGAGAGCAGGCGGGAGAUUUGCAGGGAGGAAGAGAGGGAGGGGGGUCGGGGUGCGGGCACCCCCGCCGCCGGCCCUGCAGCCCCGUUCAGCCCCUGAGCGACCCCAUCACGGGCUGCUGUCCUGGCGCUGCCCGCGGCCCCCGCUCCGGGCGGGUGGCGGGGGGCGCUGCAGCGGAGCUGUGUGUUCCCAGCGCAAAAUAGACUCCGGUUGUCAUGGCAACGCGUGCGCUGAGACGCAGGCCGGGCGGGGGUGCGGAGGGGACACCUGCAUCCGGAAGGCGGGGGCAGGGGCACCGACGCCCGUCCGGGGCUCCUGGGUCCCCGGGGCUGCGACGCCGGGCUGGGACGGGACCUGCGGGGGUCGCGGCGGGGGGGGGGCGGCCGAGGGCUCUGUCCACCCCCGGGGGCCCGGGAUGCUGCCCAGGGCCUCUCCGCCGGGUGGGGAUGCUGGCCGGGGGCUGUGGAGUCCCGAGUCCCGGAUCUCGGAGACUGCAGAAUUCUGGAGCGCCAGAUCCAGUUCAGCCUUGGUCCCUGGACUCCGGGCUCAUUCAACCAGCUGUGCCUUAGCUGAGCACCAUCGGCCAGCCACACCUCAUCCAUCCAGAAGCCCCGCUGCUGCGUUCAUCUCCAGUACCAGACCCCACUGCCUCGCCCCACGCCCCUGGAAAAGGCCCCAGCACUGCUGGCUGGGUGCCUCAGGCAGCCUCCUUCAUCCCAGCUGGAGCUGGACCCCUCCUCUCCUCCUGCUUUGUAAACUGUGAUCCGACCGUG
Messenger RNA from Heterocephalus glaber (naked mole-rat), 1054 nucleotides. The record is from RefSeq and is a predicted model, not a curated record. Lineage: Eukaryota; Metazoa; Chordata; Mammalia; Rodentia; Bathyergidae.